Messenger RNA from Dromiciops gliroides (monito del monte), 4101 nucleotides. RefSeq names its product t-complex 11 like 2 (gene TCP11L2). Lineage: Eukaryota; Metazoa; Chordata; Mammalia; Microbiotheria; Microbiotheriidae. The coding region runs from base 174 to 1730 and encodes 518 amino acids. Gene Ontology annotation, biological process: signal transduction. The record is from RefSeq and is a predicted model, not a curated record. The transcript is spliced from 10 exons.
CGGACCAAACUACUUUCUGCCAGCGGGGAGAACCUGGUCCCACGGCUUUCCGCCGUCGAGGCCGUAGCCCCCACGCUCCUGUUCCGUACCGUCCCGCGUGGGUGAAUCUUCCUGGUGGUGUCGCUCGAGCCUCGCGCGAGGUGUCUCCAUUGACCUUAAGACGGCGAAACAAAAUGCCCUUCAAUGAUGAAAAGCGCUCAGUGAACGAUGACCCAACGAGCGACUCGGACUCUUCGAGGAUGUCAGAGAGCACGGCUUCCCUCAGUGACUACGAGUGCUCCCGGCGGAGUUUCACCAGCGACUCCUCCAGCAAGUCCAGCUCUCCAGCCUCUACAAGUCCUCCCAGAGUGGUGACGUUUGAUGAAGUGAUGGCUGCUGCGAGGAAUAUCUCCAACAUGACACUUGCUCACGAGAUCGCCGUCAAUGAGAACUUUCACGUCAAACAGGGAGCCCUGCCCGAGAACAGCCUGGCAGGGCGAGUGAAACACAUCGUUCACCAGGCUUUCUGGGACCACCUGGAGGCCGAACUCAACGAGGAUCCUCCCGAGUAUGAACACGCCAUCAAACUUUUUGAAGAAAUAAGAGAGACCCUUCUCUCUUUUCUGACUCCUGGUGGAAACCGACUCCGUACCCAGAUCAGUGAAGUUCUGGAUACCGACCUUAUCAGGCAGCAAGCAGAGCACAACGCUGUGGACAUUCAGGGACUGGCCACCUAUGUCAUCCAUACCAUGGGCAAGCUGUGUGCUCCCGUCCGGGACGAUGACAUCAAGGAACUCAAAGCCACCGGCAAUAUUGUGGAGCUGCUGAGACAAAUAUUCCACGUGCUGGAUCUCAUGAAAAUGGACAUGGUCAACUUCACCAUCAGGAGCCUUCGACCCCAUCUUCAGCGCCAGUUGGUGGACUACGAAAGGACAAAAUUCCAGGAAAUCUUAGAAGAAACCCCCAGUGCCCUGGAUGUCACCAAGGAGUGGAUAAAGGAAUCUGUCAAUGAAGAAUUAUUCUCUCUUUCGGAAAACGCCUCCUCCCCAGGAGCUGAGAGCAGCUCCCGGCCCAGCCUGAGCCCAACCACGGUGCUGAACAACAGUUACCUGAAGCUGCUGCAGUGGGACUAUCAAAAGAAGGAACUACCCGAGACACUAAUGACAGAUGGAACCCGUCUUCAGGAACUGACAGAAAGACUCAAUCAAAUGAAGGUUAUCGCUUGCCUGUCACUAAUCACUAACAACAUGGUGGGCACUCUGAUAGAAGGCUUGCCUGAGCUUGCAGACCGACUGAAAAGGCUUUCUACUGUCCUGCUUGAAGGAAUGAACAAAGAGACUUUUAAUCUCCAGGAGGCCUUGAAUUCCAUAGGCCUCCAGACCUGUGUAGAAGUCAACAAGUCCCUGGCAGAGAGAGGCUUGUCCACACUAAGUCCUGAGAUUCAAGCCAACCUUGUGGGUCAACUCUCCAGCAUCGCCGAGGGCAACCCCAUCUGCUCCCUGAUCGAUAAACGACUUCAUCUGUAUAUGAAGAGUCUCCUCAGCCUCCCAAGCCAUCAGAAAUGCAUGCCCCCUGUGCCCGGGGGCCUCACCGUCAUCCAGCCCGAGCUGGAGAUUCUGGGCUCUCAGUACGCAAACAUUGUCAACCUAAAUAAACAGGUGUAUGGACCCUUUUAUGCAAAUAUUCUCCGAAAACUCCUCUUUAUGGAGCAAGGAGGCAGAACAGCAGAGACCGACCCUCCCAGCAACUAGUAGAGAGCUGGCAUUGGAAAGCAAGCAGACUGGCCACAGGCGAACACCUGCACCCGGUCCUUUCCCUGAAUAUGUAUCACAAGGACCGUGGCAUAUUCCCUGUACCCCUGUCUUGUCUUUCAGGGUUACCUGGGAUCUGUGUAACUCCUUUCCUGCCAGUUACAGGGCAUAUGCCUGUCGAACACCUUGCCCACCCAUCCUGUCCCUCUUUGAAAAAUGAUCGGAAGGAAACCGUGGUGUUUUUUGUGGCUUUUUAAAAGAGAGACUUCUGAAGGACAGGAAGCAAUUUAUAAUGGAUUAUAUCACCUAUAGGUGAUGUUUUUGUUAAAGUUUCCUCAAUCCCAUGAUGCUAAUAGCAUUAAUGUUGGUCUUAACUACCCAAAUUCCUAGGCUAGGCGUUCUCGCUCCUAAUUUGUCCCUUACCAAAUCUAAUUUUUAUUUUGGCACAACUUGUGACAGGGUUACAGGUUGGGGAGCCACUGGGGUGGUCACUAAAGGGAUGUAGAAAUCCCUCUCGUUAAACGUACUGGCAAAAUGAAGUCAGUCAACACAAUUGUAGCUGAAACGUACAAUUCUAUUUUAUUAUUGCAAAGUAAGAAAAGCUUCCCUAGGAUUUUCCCCCUCCCCGGGAUCUGAGCGCUUACCUGGAAGGGUUUACACGACAAGUACCAAAUCACUUGUUACAUUGCCUGACGUCAGUAUUUCUAUCUGAUUUGAAAUCUUUGAAAGCCAUGUUGUUUUGAUGAAGUCAUCAAAAAACCACUGGGUGGUAGCUCGUUAGAAAUCAAUCACUUCUAAGAAAUUUUCUGCUGGAGGCUGCAUCUUGUCUACGUGCAAACCAGCACAAAAAUCUGCAAGGAGACAACCUUCUUUGGGGUCUGAGCUUUGGCCGAAAGGCUCCUUGCAGAUCUCAGCUAAUCAAAUGGGAAGAAUGGAAGGGGUGUUGCCUUUUAAAGGUGGCGCUGGACUAUAGGAAAUAGGGUUUGCUUGAGAGAGAAAAAGAAAGAGGAAAAAGAACUGUAUAAUCCUAGGUGAUGAUCUGGGAUAUUGCCAAGCAACAAACCUUGGGGUGUUUUUUGUUUGUUUUUAAGUGGAUUUUACAUCUGAAAAGAGGGGAAAAAUGAACUUGAUUUUCUGUAUCACUUAACCUUGAUGUCUACUAAUCUACUUUGUGCCUCUUUUAUUUGUAUCUAAGCAUUCAGAAUCCUUUGAGAAGCUGGGCACUCAUGGACCUUUGGUUUUUGAAAACAACUGCCUGUUACAGAAUUCUGCAUUGGUCUUCACUGAGAAUCAGGGAAAUCAUUAGGAUAGGUCUUCUGGGGAUUGUUCCUCUUGUAUGAAGUCAUUUCUCGAUGAGUGAUUUUCUUGGGCUCCAUUGGGCACAGUUAACUUGAUUGAAUACGUACUCUUUUGUAGCAUAGGGGUUGUUUGUGUGUGAGAAGGGAGGUCUUCUUUAGUUAUUACGUUCUUUCCCCCUUUCUCAAAUUUCCUUCUGUCUAUCCUUGCCUCCACCACCACUGCUCUCUCUCUCCUCCCAAAAGCACCCUCAUCUAUGUGGGGAUACGACUGCUUUAUGUUUUUCGAAGUUAAAGAAAAUGGCAAGGUAAAUGAGAUAUCUCUGAUUUUUAUAUGCCCAAAUCGGAGUAUAUUCACUUGACUUAUUUUCUCCCUCAAUGACCAAUUUAAAAAUAGGUGUCGUCUACAUGUGGACAGUUGUCCGAACGGAACUCUAUUGGUGGGCACUGCAAGGUACUGUGCCACUCCUCUCUUCUUGGCACAGCUUCCAUUCAGUAAGGUGUUGAAUAUAACCUGGUGUUUCUUGCAUUCUCUGUCCUAUUCUUCGCCCCCACAUUAUGGGUUCAGAGGGGACAGAAUCCAGUAAAUCAUAUUUUCUCUUUUUCAGUAAAUGACCAUCCUGUUUAAAACAGGGAGAGAAGCAGAGCAUGUUUUUUACCAUAGGGUUUGAAUCCAGUUGUGAUUCUUUUAUGCACUUAAUUUAUAUCACAAGGAAAAAAAAGCAAUUUUCACUUUUUAAAAAAUUACAUUUAAAAUAAAGGGCAUUUUAUUUUUUAAAGGUAGCAAAAUGAAUCUGUCUCUGUAUUUAGGCAACUGCAUUUACUAAGGUGUCUCAAUCCCCAUCUUCCUGGAUGCCAUUCAUUUUGAGAUUGCUUAAACGUUGGCUUCCAUUUAAGAGUUUAACAAGGUCACGUUUUGCUAUGCAAGGUUUAUUAAAUGUAAAACUAAGAUUUUGAUGUAUUGCUUAAAUUCCCGUUUGUGAAAAUGUUGGCAAGAACUUGUUCCAUGCAAGCUGGCAAUGUGUGUUGUUGUUGGGUUUUUUUUCAGUUAAAUAUUAAAGCACUGACUUUAAAAA